Molecule: messenger RNA, 521 nt
Organism: Ixodes scapularis (black-legged tick)
Lineage: Eukaryota; Metazoa; Arthropoda; Arachnida; Ixodida; Ixodidae
Gene: mRpL55
Product: 39S ribosomal protein L55, mitochondrial
Exons: 3
Coding region: 83-442 (119 amino acids)
Biological process (GO): translation
Cellular component (GO): mitochondrial large ribosomal subunit
Molecular function (GO): structural constituent of ribosome
Source: RefSeq, a predicted model, not a curated record
GUCUUUAUCUCUCAUUUCGCGGGAGCUACGAUGGCUGAGUGCUGAGUGCUGAGUCAAACCGCUCGAAGAAAACGGCUCACAGAUGUGGUCAGCUGUCUUCACCGUUUUACGGUCACCGAGCGUGCACGGCUGCCGGUCGGCGCUCGGGACGCAGUGCCGGAACAACUCCAACACCGCAAGCAUCAGCCGCAUCAAGCGAGCCACCUACGUGCGAUUGUAUCCCACAGUCCUUGUACAGCCAGAUGGAUCGACGAUAAACGUGAGGUACCACGAACCGCGACAGUUAAUUCGGCUCCCCCUGAAGUUCGAAGAGCUCACACCCGAGCAGCAACAGAUUGUGCUGGUCAAAAGGAAGCCCCCCGAAAAAUUGGUCGUCCAGGAAGAGAUAGAAGACAACUUCGACGGCAACAAGUACCUCAAGUUCAUGAAGAAGAACACAUAAAGCAAGCGUCGCCUUUGAGUGGGUAGACGAUCACAUCGUUUGAGUUUAGUACAAAUAAAGCGCUACUUGGUCUAAUUAA